AUGGCGUCACGCCUCUUCGCACGAUUUCCCUCCGCCGUCGUACCCCUCAGAGCUUCUAAUCCCUUACUAUCGAGAUCAUUCCAGACAUCAAGCAGACGAUUGCAGGAAGCUGUUGUUGCGCCACCGGUGAAAAAGCCUGUGGGAGCUUUCAGAGGAGGACUGUUUGGAUUUCUACUCGGGACCACCCUUGCAGGCGCUUCAGUCUACUACUACAUUCUCGAGGAAUACAAGGUCUCCAAUGAGCUCUUGACAGAAGAUAUCUAUGUA
This is a messenger RNA of Exophiala aquamarina CBS 119918, 267 nucleotides long. RefSeq lists its product as uncharacterized. The record is from RefSeq and is a predicted model, not a curated record. The transcript has 2 exons. Lineage: Eukaryota; Fungi; Ascomycota; Eurotiomycetes; Chaetothyriales; Herpotrichiellaceae. The annotation marks the transcript as partial.